AUGUCUGACGUAGACUGGGAGUCUGAAUUCGCUAAAUAUCGCUCGAGCCCUGAGUUCAAGAUGCUCAAUUCGCGCAUGACUCUCGAAGAGUUCAAAUCCAUCUACUGGAUGGAAUGGAUCCAUCGGCUUUGGGGGCGAUUCAUAGGGCUCUCCUUUGUGUUGCCUGCUGUCUAUUUCGUCGCGAGGAAGCAAGUCUCCCGUACCAUGGCAAUGAGGUUAGUGGGCAUAGCAGGCUUAAUUGGAUUCCAGGGCUUCAUCGGCUGGUGGAUGGUGAAGUCGGGGUUGAAAGACGACCUAUUCGCGCCGGGCUCCCAUCCGCGUGUUUCGCAGUACCGUUUGACGGCGCAUCUUGGCGCAGCUUUCAUCUGCUACCUUGCCAUGCUCUGGAACGGUCUUGAUAUCCUACGAACGAACAAGAUCUUACGCGUCUCCUCUGACGGUGCAAACGCGACGCUCAAAGCCUUGAGUAACCCAGCGUUAAAGCCGUUCAAGCGCUAUGUCUCCCUCCUUGCAGGUCUGGUCUUCAUCACAGCAAUGUCUGGUGGUCUGGUCGCAGGUCUUGAUGCAGGUUUGAUCUACAACGAAUUCCCAUUCAUGGGAUUGGGCCUCACGCCUCCGAAGAGCGAGCUAUGGGACAAGUUCUACUGCCGGGCACCCGACCACAGUGACCUUUGGUGGCGCAACCUGCUCGAGAAUCCUAGUUUGGUCCAGCUUGAUCACAGGAUUCUUGCGACGACCACUUUCACUGCAGUUAUGGCGCUAUGGGCAUUCUCACGGUCCGCGGCAAUGCAGAAGAUCCUACCGAGAGCGGCACAGAAGGGAGUCCAUGGGGUUGUCGGAUUUGCGUGCUUGCAGGUCAUCCUUGGCAUUUCCACGCUAUUAUAUUUGGUACCGACUGGACUUGCAAGUGCACAUCAGGCAGGGAGUCUGGCAUUGUUGACUUGGACAAUUGUUCUGGGAAGCCGGGUCUGGUUCCCGACCCAAGCUGCGCGGAUUCUGGCCCAGCGGACGAUAACGCAGGUGAACCUUGGUGGUACCGGUUCUGAGAUGGCGCAAAGGGCAGCUUUGAUGUCCUCGGCAGCGAAGGCAAAGACAUUGAUGCCUGGGAGCCCGACCGCAGUGGCUGCUGUCGGUUUCAUGCCCGCUGUCACAGUCAUCGGUCUGGCUCUUGCUUCGGAGACAGAAGCUACCGUUGCGAGAAGACAGCUAUUCUCCCGAAAGCUUGAGGACCAUGCAGUCUCCGGGCUGGGGCAAACGCGGUCUUCCUGA
Cladophialophora psammophila CBS 110553 is the source of this 1269-nucleotide messenger RNA. RefSeq names its product cytochrome c oxidase assembly protein subunit 15. Lineage: Eukaryota; Fungi; Ascomycota; Eurotiomycetes; Chaetothyriales; Herpotrichiellaceae. The coding region runs from base 1 to 1269 and encodes 422 amino acids. Gene Ontology annotation, molecular function: oxidoreductase activity, acting on NAD(P)H, heme protein as acceptor. The record is from RefSeq and is a predicted model, not a curated record. Gene Ontology annotation, biological process: heme A biosynthetic process. The transcript has a single exon. Gene Ontology annotation, cellular component: mitochondrial inner membrane.